This is a messenger RNA of Pestalotiopsis fici W106-1, 2631 nucleotides long. RefSeq lists its product as uncharacterized. Bases 1 to 2631 code for a protein of 876 amino acids. NCBI's taxonomy places the organism in Eukaryota, Fungi, Ascomycota, Sordariomycetes, Amphisphaeriales, Sporocadaceae. The transcript is spliced from 6 exons. Gene Ontology annotation, biological process: intra-Golgi vesicle-mediated transport; intracellular protein transport; endoplasmic reticulum to Golgi vesicle-mediated transport. Gene Ontology annotation, cellular component: COPI vesicle coat; Golgi membrane; endoplasmic reticulum-Golgi intermediate compartment. Gene Ontology annotation, molecular function: structural molecule activity. The record is from RefSeq and is a predicted model, not a curated record.
AUGAGUUACGGUAACUACGGCAAGAAAGACGAGGAUGCCGACCUCGGGCUGGUCAAGGUCGACAGAGUUCAGGUCUUCCAGGAGGCUCGACUGUUCAACAGCUCCCCAAUCCAGCCGCGACGAUGCCGCAUUCUUCUGACCAAGAUCGCCCUGCUCCUCUACACCGGCGAGAAGUUUCCCACCCGCGAAGCCACCGACCUCUUCUUCGGUAUCUCGAAGCUAUUCCAGAACAAAGAUGCCAGCUUGCGACAGAUGGUGCACCUUGUCAUCAAGGAGAUUGCCUCCUCCGCUGAGGACAUUAUCAUGGUCACGAGCACCAUCAUGAAGGACACUGGUGGAAGCACAGAUGCCAUCUACAGACCCAAUGCCAUUCGUGCCCUGUGUCGGAUUAUAGAUGCCACCACGGUCCAGUCAAUCGAGCGUGUGAUGAAGACGGCUAUUGUUGACAAGAACCCCUCUGUAUCGUCCGCCGCUCUCAUAUCCUCGUACCACCUUUUGCCGAUCGCCAAAGACGUCGUCCGAAGAUGGCAGUCCGAGACGCAAGAGGCCGCCGCCUCGACCAACUCCCUCCCGACAAACAACUCGACCAUGACACAAUAUCAUGCCAUUGGUCUUCUCUACCAGAUGAGGUCGCACGACAGGAUGGCCCUGGUCAAGAUGGUGCAACAAUUCAGCCAGCCUGGCACGAUCAAGAGCCCUGCUGCUACAGUCAUGCUCGUCCGACUAGCUGCGCAGCUGGCUGAGGACGACCCUUCGCUGAGAAAACCCAUGAUGACAUUGUUGGACGGAUGGUUGCGCCACAAGAGUGAGAUGGUCAACUUCGAGGCUGCCAAGGCCAUUUGCGAUAUGCGGGAUGUUACCGAUAGAGAGGUCGAGCAGGCUGUCCACGUUUUGCAACUGUUCCUGUCCUCUCCGCGUGCUGUCACCAAGUUCGCAGCACUCCGUAUCCUCCACAACUUUGCCUCCUUCAAGCCUCAAGCUGUCAAUGUUUGCAACCCCGACAUCGAGCUUCUCAUCUCGAAUAGCAACCGUUCGAUCGCCACUUUUGCUAUCACAACACUUUUGAAGACUGGCAACGAAGCUUCCGUCGACCGUCUCAUGAAGCAGAUCAGUGGCUUCAUGUCAGAGAUUACAGAUGAAUUCAAGAUUACAAUCGUCGAGGCCAUCCGAACGCUGUGCCUCAAGUUCCCCAGCAAGCAGGCCGGUAUGCUUGCCUUCUUGAGCGGUAUUCUUCGUGACGAGGGAGGUUAUGAGUUCAAGCGUGCUGUGGUCGAAAGCAUGUUUGACCUUAUCAAGUUCGUGCCAGAAUCAAAAGAAGAUGCUCUCGCGCACUUGUGCGAGUUCAUUGAGGACUGCGAGUUCACUAAACUCGCUGUCCGCAUCCUCCAUCUUCUUGGUCUCGAAGGUCCAAAGACAUCGCAGCCCACCAAGUACAUUCGCUAUAUUUACAACCGAGUGGUUCUGGAGAACGCCAUUGUCAGAGCUGCUGCUGUGACUGCUCUAGCCAAGUUCGGUGUUGGACAGAAGGACCCAGAAGUCAAGCGUAGUGUCAACGUCUUGCUCACACGCUGCUUGGAUGAUGUUGAUGACGAGGUUCGUGACCGUGCGGCCCUGAACCUGAGGUUAAUGCACGAUGAGGAUGAAGAGGCUGCACGCUUUAUCAAGAACGGCAACAGCAUCCCAGUUGUGACGAGGGAACAGGCGGAUGCAGAGGACCGUACCAAGAAACUCACCGCCACUACUCCAUCUCUCAAACCACCAAAGACUGGCCCAACCAAGGCUGCCUCUACUGGCGCCGAGGCUCAAGCUACCGCCGCCGCAGCUCAACAGAAGUAUUCUCAAGAACUUUUGGCCAUCCCAGAGCUCAAGGAGUUUGGUGCUGUACUCAAAUCCUCACCAGUCGUUGAACUCACCGAGGCCGAGACGGAAUACGUCGUGAAUGUUGUCAAGCAUCUUUUCAAGGAGCACGUUGUUCUUCAAUAUGAAGUUAAGAACACGCUUCCGGCUACUGUGCUGGAAAACGUCUCGGUGGUUGCCAUGCCAUCAGACGAGGAGGAACUCGAGGAAGUCUUCAUUCUUCAGGCCGAGAAGCUUGCAACAGACGAACCGGGCAAGGUCUACGUUGCAUUCAAGAAGGUGAAUGGCGAGGGAUCGAUGCCUACCAGCACCUUCUCGAACAUACUCAAAUUCACCAGCAAGGAGAUUGACCCCACCACAAACGAGCCAGAGGAUACUGGAUAUGAUGACGAGUACGAGAUUGGCGACUUUGAUCUGUCAGGCAGCGACUACGUUGUCCCCGCGUUUGCAGGAAACUUUGCACACAUCUGGGAGCAGGUUGGUGCUUCUGGAGAGGAAGCCGAGGAGACGCUGCAGUUGUCUGGCAUCAACAGUAUAGCGGAUGCCACGGAGCAACUGGCCAAGACCCUGUCGCUCCAGCCACUGGAGGGCACCGAUGUACCGGUCAACCAAACCACACACCAGCUCAAGCUGCUGGGCAAGACGGUAAAUGGUGGGCGUGUGGUUGCCAACAUCCGGAUGGCAUACUCUUCAAAGUCGGGUGUUACAACAAAGAUUACCGUGCGCAGCGAGGAAGAGAACGUGGCAGCGUUGGUCAUUGCGUCUGUCGCUUGA